Molecule: messenger RNA, 1251 nt
Organism: Cylindrotheca closterium
Lineage: Eukaryota; Bacillariophyta; Bacillariophyceae; Bacillariales; Bacillariaceae
Source: the annotation of a GenBank genome assembly
AUGGGACAGUCCAAUUCUAGUAACGGUGGCUUGCGCCACCAAUCAAGAACACCAGUAGAUGAUGUCAAUGAUUCCACACCACAUUAUUCGUUGCGUCGCAGCGGUCGGAAGCCCAAGCAACGACGGUUUAUGUUGAACCAAACGCUGGUCGAAAGCGGCCUGGUCGUUGAAAUGGAAAUCGAUGGCCAGUGCGGCAUGGACCAACCUGGUAGAAACCAUCCCCGAAAUUUGGACGAUGAAAUUCGGAGUAAAAAAGCCAAUAGGGGCAAAGCAAUUUACACAAAGUAUCUCAAACCAAUGGGAUGGCACUAUACUAAUAGUGACAAAUUGGAGUACACUUUUGUUUUCCUUGCAGAAGGGAAGUCUCUCAAAAAUGCAGAGGACGGUGUCAGCAAAUUCUAUAGCUAUGAAGCUAUUUUGCGCAAAUGGAAAUCUGAUAAAGCUUUCCGGAGAAUGUACCGUCGUCUCGUUCGAGACGCCGAAAGUACAGUAGUUGAGCAGGAUGCUGUUGAUGUAUCAUCUCCGACCUACAACAGAUUAGGUACACCGACCCCUGGAGUUCCUGUUGCAGCAAGAAUAGCAGCUGAGACUUUUGAUGAUGAAACGGAAGCGACGGAAACCCAGACUACUCCCAACAUGAAGGAGAAACGCCAACACCAUUCUGGUAGCACGAAGCAGCAGCAGCAGUCCAAGAAACGCCAAAAGAUGAGUGAUUCGUAUUCAAGCCCUCGACCUCAGGCAAGAAGCAUUCCCAUUGCUCAAGUUCAAUCUGGAGCAAAUACUCAAGCCCCAACUGUUGGCAGUGCGUCUACUUUUUCCAUUCACUCUGCCGUUGUCACUCCUCCAGUGAGUCGUUCACGCAGUCUUGUCGCUCAAAGAGGAGGCCAUUGUACUGAUUCUGAUGAGACAAGGGAACGACCCAGCCUUCAUGGAAUGACUGGUGCCUCGCACCGGGAAAAGAAUGCUAUCAUUGCCGAACUCCGAAGGAAAUUGGAAGACCGUCAAAAUCUUGUAGAUGCCCAAUGCAUUGAAAUUAAAGAUCUACAGAGCGAGGUCAACAUUUUUCGUCGCGAGAAAGCAAAGGCGAAAAUUGCGUACGAAAAGAAAGUGGGAGCAUUGGAGCGAGAAUGCGAGGAAACGAAAAAGGAAUUGGAUCAAAUGAGAAGGAAUCAAGGUCGUGAGCUAGGAUUUGCUGAAGGGAAGAGAGGAGUCGAUCCUCCAGAGGACCCUCGAGAGGAUCCUCCAAUAUGA